UGUGUCUUUCCCCCAAGAGCUCCCGGGGGUCAUUCGGUCGGUGAAGAGCCAGCGUUCCCUACCAGAAACCAUCCAUCCUUUUGCCAGACAGACGACCUGGAUUUAAGUGGACGCCGAGGCCAUGCUGGUCAAAGAGUACAGGAUCUGUAUGCCACUCACCACCGAAGAGUACCGAGUUGGCCAGCUCUACACCAUCAGCAAACACAGCCACCAGGAGAGCGACAAAGGAGAAGGGGUGGAAGUGGUGAAGAACGAGCCCCACGAGGAUCCCGUCCACGGCACCGGCCAAUUCACGGAGAAGCGGGUGCACCUGUCCAGCAAACUGCCCAGCUGGGCACGGGCCGUGACGCCGAGGAUAUUCUACAUCACCGAGAAAGCCUGGAAUUACUACCCAUACACAAUCACAGAGUACACAUGCUCCUUUCUGCGAGAAGUUUUUCCAUCUACAUCCAGAAACAAAGUGCAGAGGAUAACUGUUAGGGAACCAACCCAAAGCAUCUUCCACAGUGAAAAAAUCCUGGGGGACCACGAAGUGACAUUCCUGGACAUUGCCUUUGAUGACAUCCCAGAGCGCUACUACCGAAGCCCUGAGGACCUCCGGUACUUCAGCUCGACAAAGACUGGCCGCGGGCCACUGCGGGAGGGCUGGCGGGAACACACUCAGCCCAUCAUGUGCUCCUACAAGUUGGUGACGGUCAAAUUUGAGGUGUGGGGGCUGCAGACGCGUGUGGAACAGUUUGUCCACAAGGUCAUCCGGGAUAUUCUGCUGAUCGGGCACCGGCAAGCCUUCGCCUGGGUGGACGAGUGGUGUGACAUGACGAUGGACGAGGUGCGCCAGUACGAGAGAGAGACACAGGAGGCCACCUUGAACGAGGUGGCCGACGAGAGGCCCACCAUCUCCAUCAGCGAAGUCUGCCUGCCCCCCGGCACCCAGAGCGCCCCUUCUAGCGCCCCUUCCACGCCGCUCAGCGGGGACCCCCCGGACUUCCUCAGCGUGCCCAAGGACAGGCCACGGAAGAAAUCUGCGCCAGAAAUGCUGACGCUGCCAGUGCUCCGGGAGCAGUCCAAUGCGGAGUGACGGCCCAUCCCAAUUCUAUGUCUCCCUUCCUUGGUGAAAAUGGCUUCCCCACCCCUAUUCAUUUCCUCUGAAGAUUUUACUGGACUUAAACCCAAGGGGGAACCUUUCACCUUGAGGUUGCGUUUUUUAAAAAUGCCUUUUUUAAAAAACAAAAACUGUUUUGUCCUUUGUUGGGCAUCGUGCCUCCUCUGCCUCGCAACUUGAAAGUUCGUCUUUCAAGGAUUGGGGCAGCACGUCGGAGAACUCGAAUUUCUCCAGCCUGCCCCUCGUUCCUGCUGGCACCCAAGUAUCGCUGGACACCUCACCUCCUCCUUGCUGGGACUCACGGCUGAACAUCCGGGCUUUGCUCAAAUGCAACAUACCUCUCCACCCCUCACCCCAAAUCUGGGAAUUGCAAUUCUGGGAGGGCCACAAUCCUCUUUUCUGGCACCUUUGCUAAACUACAGUUCCCAAGAUUCUUUGCGGGAAGCUGGUACAGCUCCUUUGGGGUAAAGGUGACGCAGGAGUGCUGCUUAGAUCAAAUUGCUGUCUGUAGAUCCCGUUGCUUGCUCAACGCAGAACAUCUGUAGGUUCAGUCUGCAGUGGAAGGCUGGGCCCAUCCUCAGCAAGGCUGCAAUCGGGACUGCAUUUCGUCUGCAUGUUUUAGUUCUGGUUUUUUAUUCGCUCUGCAAAAGGGUCCCUUUCUUGGUAAGAGAGACAGUUUCCCCUCCCCUCAUCUGCUUUUGAAUUUUUUUAUACCGAAGUAUCCCUUUUUAAAAAAGAGUUGCUGUGUUAUAUUAGCACCCACGAUCCUGGGGAGCGUUUCUCUGCUGGCAGGCCUUGUGUAUCCAGCCAACAAUAGCCAUAGUGAAGAAAAGACACAUCAAGGGGUUUAUAACUGUUUCGCAUGCUUGUAUAUCUGUGCCUAGAAUGAUAGACGGUAGCCCUGAAACUCUGCCAUACAAACAGUGGUGUGAAUGGAACCAUAAUCAUUCUUGUUCUCUCUCAAGCAGGGGGAGAGAGUCCAGGACCGCGCUUUCCCAUCUUAACCUGCCGAUUCCAUGAUCAGGGUACAUGCAUGUAGAAUUUGCUUGCGAGGCAGUGCAUUCACCACCCUAAGAGUUUCGCCUUCCCUUUUUGAAAGCACGUUUCUCGAUCUCGCGGUUGCCGAGAGGAGGUAGAAAGGAUUCCAGGAGGUGACUGGUGGUUCUUCCAAAGCCAGGACUCGGUAAGGGUUGAUGGGAAAGCUUGAUGGUUCAGGGAUUCUUGCAACGUGCCUUGGCUGCGUUAGCGUCAUCCCACUGUAUAAAUUCUCAAGGGACGCAUCGUGUCCAGUUUGCAUGGUCAGUUCCAGAUGCAGAACCAGGUGCGUAAUGUGAGUGGCAAAGUGGCAGAAAGCAAAUUGGAUGCUGUUGUUGAUUGGGCAGCGUCCAAUAGCCAAAGGGAGCCAGUAAAGGGAUGGAGGGGGGAUGCUGCACCGUCGCACUCCCAGCAGGACACACAGUUCCAUGGGUUCCUGGUUCAAAUCCCUGGCAGCUCUUGACACAGUCAGUUAGUAGAUUCCCCGUUUUGCUUGGUGACAUGAAUUAGCAUGCAGCCUUUGAGGGGAGGGGGGCUAGGGGAAUCCUUGAGAGACGGAGGCCUUCGACGUCUGAACCAGCUCUUCUCUGGGAUCUGCCCUGUGUUUUGCCGCAACCAAGAGCCUGACUUCCUCCUUCCUGUUUCCUGUAUCAGGCACCCCACCCCAUCCCAAGUUACAGCUAGUGGCUCGUCUUCUCCUCGGUGCCUUGGGAACAGGGGCCCUCUUGCCCUCCAGUGGAGGAGAAGCCCCCUCACGGAGCGCCAAGCAUUUGAGGCCCUCCGACUCUGCCCCUAGUGGCUGAAGCACAUGCCUGCCUAAUACCAGCAUCCAGUUUGCCUUGUGGAAAAUGGAGAGCACAGCCCCAGCCCGGAGACGGGGAGCGCUACCGGGGAGCCGCAGAUCCCUCCACUGUAAACCUUCUCAGUCUUAAUGUGGUCCCCGACCGUCUUCGUACAAGCACAGUUCUGACUUGCACUGUCUUCUCGCCACUUAGCGGACCUUCCUCGGGCAGACUGCCUUCAUAUGUAAUCUUUGGCUCUUGACCUCUUUUUGAGUUUCACCGGCUGCUACUUAAACUUUGGCGUUAUGCGUGCAGGAGAUCACCGCAUAGGAACCAAGGAGACUAAAGCAGAGACCUCAAAAGGACCAUCACCAGAACAUAAACAUUAUGAUCCUGGGGAGCUGCUGAGAACGCAGACCACGGGAUGUUUUGCCUCCUGUUCCCGUGUUUUGGUGAGUUCUGCUUCUGGAGGCAGAUGGCUACAGAGAAUCCUCCAGAGUUGCGUGUUUGAACUAUCCCUCAACAGACUCUCGAAAACCCUCAGGUCUGCAGGCACUAUGGAGAGCUGUGUUUAUUUACACUCCUGCCUGUCGUCCCACAGCCAGGUUCUGGGUGGCAGAGAGAGAGCACCUGGCACCUUUUUCUGAGCCUUUUUGGAAGGUAGGUUUUGGUUGGCAAGGACAGUUCAGAGCUGGUUCUUAACCUGGCAUAUGUGCCAUUUUGCCAGUCUCGGUCGAGAGACAGCGCAAAGGGCUGGAACGUGAUGCGUGUACACUGAAAAAUCUUCUGUAAAUAAUUUGUAAUCUGUUUAGCAGCAGUGCUGUAUGUAUGUAUUAAAAGGACUGAUAAAGGCAAGUUUCAUACGGAAA
Messenger RNA from Sphaerodactylus townsendi, 3788 nucleotides. Its product is annotated as cytoplasmic phosphatidylinositol transfer protein 1-like. Gene Ontology annotation, cellular component: cytoplasm. Gene Ontology annotation, molecular function: phosphatidylinositol binding; phosphatidylinositol transfer activity. Gene Ontology annotation, biological process: phospholipid transport. The record is from RefSeq and is a predicted model, not a curated record. Lineage: Eukaryota; Metazoa; Chordata; Lepidosauria; Squamata; Sphaerodactylidae.